AUGACAAAAAAGCUCAUUACUGUUCUUGGCAUUACCGGGACGCAGGGCGGCUCUGUCGCUGGCCGAUUCCUCUCCCAUGCCGAAUGGCGCGUACGCGGACUAACGCGUAAUCCUGGCUCCGCCAAGGCCAGGGAAUGGGCGAGCAAAGGUGUCGAAAUCGUCAAAGGUGAUCACGAUGACUUGGAAUCACUCAGGAUCGCUUUCCGAGGCACUCAUGCCAUCUUUGCCGUCACUGACUGGGCUGGCUGCUACUCCCAAGUCACCGAGGACAAGGCUCUGCAGGAGAAGGCGAAGGCAGCAGGGAUGUCAGUCGAGGAAUACGCAGGGGACCUGGAAAGGCGACAAGGCAUCAACAUAGCGACGGCGGCCUCCGACAGCAAAGUCCUCUCCACCCUGGAGAAAUUCAUCUUUUCUACACUGGCCGCAGUGCAGCGAAUCAGCGGUGGCAAGUACAAGCAUGCGUACGAGUUCGACUCCAAGGCCAGUGCCGAGCGUUACAUACGGGAUGAACUUCCCGAGCUGCGUUCGAGGCUGAGCACCGUAACUCUCGGUAUUUUCCAAGAGACCUGGCGUGAGAUACCCGCUUUCAGACCGCGCAAGCAGCCAGAUGGCACGUUUGAAUACGUGCGUCUCAAAACUUCUGGCCCGCACCUGGAGAAUCCCGAGGUUGUUGCGACCCGCGAUACAGGCAAGUUUGUGGAGGCGCUGGUUCUUCAUCAUCCGGCUGGCACCGACGCCCUGGGCGCUAGUGAAAUAAUCACCAAGCCAGACUACGCAGCUCUCUGGGGUCGCACGCUUGGAGUCAAAGCGACAGUAAGAGACGUCUCUGAGGAGGAGUACGUAAAGUACAUUCCCGAAGGGAUGGAGAACAUGUUGGUGGACAUGGUCCGGUUUUUCGCAGAGUACGGGUAUGCAGGUGGAAAUCCCAAGGUCAAAACCCCGGCAGAGCUGCGUAUCGAAACGACCUCUUUGGAUGAAUACUUCCGAGGCGAGGAUUGGAGUGCAGUGUUGAAUGGAGAAAUCUGA
Molecule: messenger RNA, 1026 nt
Organism: Parastagonospora nodorum SN15
Lineage: Eukaryota; Fungi; Ascomycota; Dothideomycetes; Pleosporales; Phaeosphaeriaceae
Exons: 2
Coding region: 1-1026 (341 amino acids)
Source: RefSeq, a predicted model, not a curated record